Messenger RNA from Symbiodinium natans, 937 nucleotides. NCBI's taxonomy places the organism in Eukaryota, Dinophyceae, Suessiales, Symbiodiniaceae. The record is from the annotation of a GenBank genome assembly.
GUCCUCGGAUCGCAAGCGAAAGUCCUCGGUCUCUGAGAAGCCGGAGAAGAGAAAGAGGGAUGCUUCAAAAGAGAAGGGCAAGGAGAAGAAAGAGGAGAAGGCAAAGAGCAAAGCCAAGGAGAAGGACAAGAAGCCUAAAGAGGAACCUAAAGAGAAAGCCGUCAAGGCAGCGAAGAAGUCGAAGGCAGAGAUCAAUGCUGCGAAAGCAGAGGCAGCACCUUCGCCAGCUUCGAUGUCUUCCUCUGACCUGAAAGGCCUCGCCAAGAAGGAAGAGGCCGCAGCGGAUGCUGCAGAAAUUGCGGCAAACCUGAAGAAGGUUCAGGAGAAGGAGCUGGCCGAAAAGCAGCGGCUGGCUGAAGAGGCUAAGCAGCGGGAAGCCGAAGAGGCUGAGCGAAAGCUUCGGGAGCAGAAGCUGAAAGCCGAGAUGGAGAGGAAAAAGAAGGAGAGAGAGGAGCGACAGAAAGAGCAAGCAAGGAAAGCGGAAGCAGCAAAGCGUGCAGCCUCUGAGAAGAAGCGCAAGGAGUCUAAGCCACCUCCAGCGAAGACGGCGAGCAAGAAGGCAGUGCUCAAGGCAGCCACCGAGGUGGAGGAAGCAAAGUGCAGCAGCGAGGAGGAGAGCAGCGACGAGGAUGAAGAGGAGGAGGAAGAGGAGGAGGAAGAAGAGGAAGAGGAGGAGGAUGAAGAGGAGACCUCCGAGUCUCGGCCGCGGAAGAAGGCGAAGAAUGGAAAGGACAACGCGAAGGACUCCAAGAAGAAGCAGAGCGAGAAGAAGGACAAGAAGGACAAGUCGAGCCAAGAGCGGAAGAAGCGGACGGAGGAGCUCAUAAAGCAGAAGCUGAAGGAAGCCAUGAGGAAGAAGAUGGCAGCGAAAGCCAAGGAAGCAAAGAAGGAGAGCAGCGACAGCGACGAGGAGGAAGACGAAGGAAGCAGCUCGUAG